CUGUGGACCCAGUUAAAUGUGUGUUGUGCUGCUGUGUUGCAGUUGUGGGUCCAGGAGCGCCUCCCGCUGGCCACCUCUCAGGAGCACGGCUCCUCGCUGCAGGCCGUCCAGCAGCUCAUGAAGAAGAACCAGACGCUCCAGAGGGAGCUGCAGGGCCACCGGGGCCGCAUCGACGACGUGCUGGAGCGGGCCGGGAUCAUCGCCUCCAUCCGCAGCCCCGAGGCCGACUGCAUCCGGGCCGGCCACGACCAGCUGGCCCAUCUGUGGGCCCUCCUCUGGACGGAGACCGAGAGGAGGCAGCUGGUGCUGGACGCCAUGUACCAAGCCCAGCAGUACUACUUCGACACGGCCGAGGUGGAGGCCUGGCUGAGCGAGCAGGAGCUGCACAUGAUGAACGAGGAGAAGGGGAAGGACGAGCCGAGCACCCUGCAGCUGCUGAAGAAGCACCUGAUCCUGGAGCAGACCAUCGAGGACUACGCCGAGACCAUCGGCCUGCUGUCACAGCAGUGCCGCCAGCUGCUGGAGAUGGGGCAUCCAGACUGGGGGGGUAGAAACCUUCUCUCCUCUCCGCUGGUUGUGUGCAUGUGCGAAAUUCCCGCCGCCACGCUCGCUCGUCGGCGCACGUGCGCGCGGCUCGCUGUGACGCGGCGCGUGGCGGCGUCCGCGCGUGACCUUUUGGGGGACUGGGUGUACGAGAAGAUGCUGAUGGCCAGAGACGGAAGCCGGGACGAGACCCAGAAGCUCCACAAGAAGUGGCUGAAGCACCAGGCCUUCAUGGCCGAGCUGGCCCAGAACAAGGAGUGGCUGGCCAAGAUAGAGAAGAUCACCACCGAGACCGACAAGCUGAGGUUCUUCGGCUUGGUCCGGGACCAGAUCAUGUGGAUGGAGUCCAUCAUCUGCCAGAUAGGCGCAGGAGAAAAGCCCAGGGACGUGUCCUCCGUGGAGGUGCUGAUGAACUACCACCAGAGCCUGAAGAGCGAGGUGGAGGCCCGCAGCCAGAGCACGCUGGACUGCGUGGAGAUGGGGAAAACCCUGCUGGCCGUCAGGAACCCCGCGGCCGAGGAGAUUAAGGACAAACUGGACAAGGUGAUAGCCAAGCAGCACGAACUGACCGAGAAGUGGGACAAGCACUGGGAGUUCCUCCAGCAGCUGCUGGAGGUGCACCAGUUUGCCCAGGAGGCGGUGGUGGCCGAGGCCUGGCUGACGGCGCAGGAGCCCUUCAUCAGCAGCAGCGAGCUGGGCGCCAGCGUGGACGAGGUGGAGCAGCUCAUCCGCCGCCACGAGGCCUUCAGGAAGGCCGCCGCCACCUGGGAGGAGCGCUUCAGCUCCCUGAGACGGCUCACCACGGUGGAGAAGCUGAAGGCGGAGCAGAGCAAGCUGCCCCCCACGCCCCUCCUGGGCCGCAAAGUCUUCCUGGACCCGCUGGACGCCGUCGCCAUGGCGCCCGGCCCCUCGCCGCCCGCCCCCUCGGCCCUCCCCCGCCUGCCCGUGUCCCCCGUCAUGAGGCAGACCAUCUACGAGCAGAACGAGGCCAGCUCCCCGCCGUCCCCCUCGCCCGCCACCCCCACGCCGUCCCCGUCGGCGGCGGCGCGGCGCCUGGGCGCCAUGGUCGCCAUGGCGGGCGGCUACGCCCCCGCCGUGGACGGCGCCGCCUACCGCCAGGCGCUGGAGGCGCGGCACAGCGGCGUGGCGGGCGUGGUGGGCGUGGCCGCCGGGCUGGGCCAGCCGGCGCCGUCCUCCAUAGCCUCGGUCGCCACGGCCGCCAUGUUGGUCUCGGCCAACCAGAUGCGGGAGAGCGUCGGCACGCCGCCCAGGGCGCCGAGCCAGCUGCAGCCGCCGCCCCGGGACCCCGAGGGCCGGGCGUCCCCGUUCCUACGGCAACCCAAGAUCAAACACCUGGACGACGCCGUCACGCCGCUGCUGGUGGCGAGCCGGCUGGAGAAGGUGCGGGGGCGGGACCGCGAGGCGGCGCCCGGCGAGGAGCGCGCCGAGGUGGCGGUGAUGGCCGAGGUGGUGCUGCAGGAGCCCGGCCGCCAGCGGCUGCACAGCGAGCCCACCAGGGGGCCCCGGGGGGCCCGCGGCGAGCUGCCCGGCGCCGCCGAGCCGCAGCACGCCGCCCAGCGGCUGGAGCGCCAGCUGCAGGAGAAGAAGAACGAUGUUCAGAUUGUGGUGGAAAACAGGAAGCAGGAAGCUCUGUGCUGCAUCCAUCCAUCACCAGGGCUGGAAACCCCCCUCCUCUCCUCACUGGGGGGUGCCACAGACCAGAGUGGAAGGAGGAGAGACGAGCUGAGGGCUGGAGGCCUGACCUUCAGGCAGGAGCUAAAGGAGGACUGGAAAGAGGAUGAGGAGGAGGAGGAAGCGGGGGGGCGAGGGGGCAGCUGUUGCCUGGCAACCACGGGAGUUUGCGUUCGGCGUGGAGGGGAUGCUGGGAGAGCCCACAACUUCCUGCUGGUGUUCGGCUUCUUUUUCCGAUUCCCGUGUGACCCGCAGGUGAUUUGCAACCGUGUCAACCACGUGUCGUCCUGUCUGGAGGAGCUGAAGCAGCUGGCCGCCAAAAGACGCGCCGAGCUGGAGGAGUCCAGGAAGCUGUGGGCCUUUUUCCAGGAGCUGGAGGAAUCAGAGGCCUGGAUCCGGGAGAAGAGCUCCAUCCUGGCCGCUCAGGGUUACGGGAAGGACCUGAGCAGUGUGCUGAGGCUGCUCCAGAAACACAAAACUCUGGCCGGAGAGCUGCUGGCCCACCGCUCCCUGCUGCAGAACACCAUGAAGCGGGGGAAGCAGAUCCUGAGCGAGAAGAGCUUCGGCACGGCGGGGAUCCAGGAGCGCAUCAUGGAGGUGAAGGCCGAGUGGAAGCGUCUGGAGGACCAGGCGGCGCAGCACCUGGGCCACCUGCAGGAGGCGCUCAACUUCUUCCAGUUCUCCACGGAGACCGACGACCUGGCGGCCUGGCUGCAGGACGCCUACCGGCUGGUGUCCAGCGAGGACUUCGGCCACGACGAGUACUCCACGCAGUCCCUGCUGAAGAAGCACCGCGGCGUGACCGAGGCCGUGGACAAGCACCGGCUGCACGUGGUGGCGCUGCACAAGCACGCCGCCGCGCUGCCGCUGCAGUUCCGCCAGCAGGAGGUGGGUGGCGCCGCCCGGGCCCCGGGAGGGGGGGCAGGCUCUGGCCUGCUGACCCGUGCUCCUCUGCAGGAGGUGCAGGUGCGGAUGGGGGAGGUGGAGCAGCUGUACACGGAGGUGGCGGAGGUGGCGGUGCUCCGGCAGCAGUGGCUCCACGACGCGCUGGCCGUCUACCGCAUGUUCAGCGAGGUCAACGCCUGCGAGCUGUGGAUCGACGAGAAGGAGCAGUGGCUGGACAAGAUGGAGAUCCCCGAGAAGCUGGAGGACGUAGAGGUGGUGGCGCACAGGUUCGAGAGCCUGGACCAGGAGAUGAACAGCCUGAUGGGUCGGAUCCUGGACGUUAAUCAGAUAGUUCAGCAGCUCCUGGACGGAGGUCAUCCCUCCUCUGUGGAGGUCAGAGGCUGCCAGGACCACCUCAACUCCAGGUGGAACAGCAUCGUGGAGCUGGUGGAGCAAAAGAAAGACCAGCUGGACUCCAUGCUCUGCCUGCAGAACUACCUGCUGGAGUGUGCGGAGAUAAAGUCCCAGAUCCAGGAGAAGAGAAAAGCCAUCGACGCCACCCAGUACAUGGGCAGCGAUUUGGGGGGAGUGCUGGCUCUGCAGAGGCGCCUCUCCACCAUGGAGGGAGCCCUGUCCGUCCUGGAGCCCAAGCUCCUACAUCUGCAGGAGGAGGCGGAGCAUCUGGCCACCGCCCACCCGGGCCGGGCCAUGGAGAUCCUGGUCCCGUUCGACGGCAUCAGCGUGGAGUGGGAGGAGCUUAAGCGCACGCUGCAGGGGUGCGAGGACUCGCUGAUGGUGGCCGGCAGGCUGCAGAGCUUCAUACAGGACCUGGACUCGUUCCUCACCUGGCUGGUCCAGACGCAGACGUCCGCGGCCUCCGACCAGCUGCCCAACGGCCUGGAGGAGGCCGAGAAACUCAUCAACAAGCACGCCGCCCUCAAGGAGGAGAUCGGACGGUAUGAGGAAGACUACGAGCGUCUGCAGGCCAUGAAUGAGCUGCUGGAGUCGGAGGAGGCGCCCCUCCCGCAGGCCGCCCUGCAGCAGUGGCUCCAGAAGCUGGACGUGGGCUGGAACAAACUCCUGGAGAUGUGGGAGAGCAGGAGGGAGGUUCUGGUGCAGGCUCACAUCUUCCAUCUGUUCCUGCGAGACGUCAAACAGGCCGAGUCCUUCCUGAACAACCAGGAGUCGGCCCUGGCUCACGUGGAGCUGCCCACCACGGUGGAGACGGUGGAGGCGGCCAUCAAGAAACACAAGGACUUCACCACCACCAUGGAGCUGAACCUGCACCGGAUCAAAGCCGUGAUCGAGGCGGGAGAGAGCCUGAUCAGCCAGAGCAACAUCUACUCGGACCGCAUCAGGGAGCGCAUCGACACGCUGGCCAGCAGGGGGAACCAGAACCGGGAGCUGGCCCAGCAGUGGCUGGAAAAGCUGAACGACCAGUGGGAGCUCCAGAGGUUCCUGCAGGACUGCCACGAGAUCCAGGUGAUCAAAAUAGAGACGGAGGACAACCGGGAAACCCGCUCUGCGAAGGACGCGCUGCUGCUCUGGUGCCAGAUGAAGACGGCCGGGUACCCUGAGGUCAACAUCCAGAACUUCACCACCUGCUGGCGGGACGGCCUGGCCUUCAACGCCCUCAUCCACAGACACAGGCCGGACCUGAUCGAGUUCCACAAACUGACCCGGUCCAAUGCAACCCACAACCUCCAGCAGGCCUUCAACGUGGCCGAGCACCACCUGGGGCUCACCAAGCUGCUGGACCCCGAGGACGUGAACACGGAGAACCCAGACGAGAAGUCCAUCAUCACAUAUGUGGUCUCCUACUACCACUACUUCUCCAAGAUGAAGGCCCUGAUUGUGGAGGGGAAGAGAGUCGGAAAGGUGCUGGACAGCUGCAUAGAGGCGGAGAAGGUCAUCGACCGUUACGAGGCUCUGGCCUCGGACCUUCUGGAGUGGAUCGAGAAGACCAUCGCGGUCAUCAGCAACCAGAAGUUUGCCAACUCUCUGACCGGAGUCCAGCAGCAGCUGCAGGCCUUCACCACCUACUGCACCGUGGAGAAGCCCAUCAAGUUCCAGGAGAAGGGGAACCUGGAGGUCCUCCUGUUCACCAUCCAAAGCAAACUCAGAGCCAACAACCAGAAACCCUACGUGCCUCAGGACGGGAAGCUCAUCUCAGACAUCAACAAGGCCUGGGAGAGGCUGGAAAAGGCGGAGCACGAGAGGGGCGUGGCCCUUCGCAAGGAGCUGAUUCGCCAGGAGAAGCUGGAGCUGCUGGCCCAGCGCUUCGACCACAAAACCACCAUGAGGCAAGCCUGGCUCAACGAGAACCAGAGGCUGGUGUCCCAGGACAACUUCGGCUACGACCUGCCGGCCGUGGAAGCGGCCAUGAAGAAGCACGAGGCCAUCGAGGCCGACAUCGCCUCGUACGAGGAGCGGAUCGGGGUGGUGGUGGAGCUCUCCGCCGAGAUGGAGGCCGAGGGCUACUACGACAUCCGGCGCAUCUCCGCCCGCAAGGAGAACAUCCUGGGCCAGUGGAGCCUGCUGAAGGAGCUGGUGGCCGGGCGCAGGACCCGGCUGGAGAAGAACCUGGCCCUGCAGAAGACCUUCCAGGACAUGGUCUACAUGAUCGACUGGAUGGAGGACACGCAGGUCCAGCUGCUGUCCAAGGACUUUGGGAAACACCUGCUGGAGGUGGACGACCUGCUGCAGAAGCACGGCCUGCAGGAGGCCGACAUCAGCGUGCAGGCCGAGCGGGUGGAGACGCUCAACGCCGCCGCGCUGAAAUUCAGCACCAUCGAGGGUUACCAGCCGUGUGACCCGCAGGUGAUUUGCAACCGUGUGAAUCACGUGUCGUCCUGUCUGGAGGAGCUGAAACAGCUGGCGGCCAAAAGACGCGCUGAGCUGGAGGAGUCCAGGAAGCUGUGGGCCUUUUUCCAGGAGCUGGAGGAAUCAGAAGCCUGGAUCCGGGAGAAGAGCUCCAUCCUGGCCGCUCAGGGUUAUGGGAAGGACCUGAGCAGUGUGCUGAGGCUGCUCCAGAAACACAAAACUCUGGCCGGAGAGCUGCUGGCCCACCGCUCCCUGCUGCAGAACACCAUGAAGCGGGGGAAGCAGAUCCUGAGCGAGAAGAGCUUCGGCACGGCGGGGAUCCAGGAGCGCAUCAUGGAGGUGAAGGCGGAGUGGAAGCGUCUGGAGGACCAGGCGGCGCAGCACCUGGGCCACCUGCAGGAGGCGCUCAACUUCUUCCAGUUCUCCACGGAGACCGACGACCUGGCGGCCUGGCUGCAGGACGCCUACCGGCUGGUGUCCAGCGAGGACUUCGGCCACGACGAGUACUCCACGCAGUCCCUGCUGAAGAAGCACCGCGGCGUGACCGAGGCCGUGGACAAGCACCGGCUGCACGUGGUGGCGCUGCACAAGCACGCCGCCGCGCUGCCGCUGCAGUUCCGCCAGCAGGAGGAGGUGCAGGUGCGGAUGGGGGAGGUGGAGCAGCUGUACACGGAGGUGGCGGAGGUGGCGGUGCUCCGGCAGCAGUGGCUCCACGACGCGCUGGCCGUCUACCGCAUGUUCAGCGAGGUCAACGCCUGCGAGCUGUGGAUCGACGAGAAGGAGCAGUGGCUGGACAAGAUGGAGAUCCCCGAGAAGCUGGAGGACGUAGAGGUGGUGGCGCACAGGUUCGAGAGCCUGGACCAGGAGAUGAACAGCCUGAUGGGUCGGAUCCUGGACGUUAAUCAGAUAGUUCAGCAGCUCCUGGACGGAGGUCAUCCCUCCUCUGUGGAGGUCAGAGGCUGCCAGGACCACCUCAACUCCAGCACACUGUCUGCCUCCCGGCGUCUCUGCCAUUACCUCAUCACAGUCGAAAGGCAGGAGGGAGCUUUGGCACGCGGGUCCCUCUUGGCCGAGGCGGUCUGGAUGGAGACCUGCUGGUGGAACAGCAUCGUGGAGCUGGUGGAGCAAAAGAAAGACCAGCUGGACUCCAUGCUCUGCCUGCAGAACUACCUGCUGGAGUGUGCGGAGAUAAAGUCCCAGAUCCAGGAGAAGAGAAAAGCCAUCGACGCCACCCAGUACAUGGGCAGCGAUUUGGGGGGAGUGCUGGCUCUGCAGAGGCGCCUCUCCACCAUGGAGGGAGCCCUGUCCGUCCUGGAGCCCAAGCUCCUACAUCUGCAGGAGGAGGCGGAGCAUCUGGCCACCGCCCACCCGGGCCGGGCCAUGGAGAUCCUGGUCCCGUUCGACGGCAUCAGCGUGGAGUGGGAGGAGCUUAAGCGCACGCUGCAGGGGUGCGAGGACUCGCUGAUGGUGGCCGGCAGGCUGCAGAGCUUCAUACAGGACCUGGACUCGUUCCUCACCUGGCUGGUCCAGACGCAGACGUCCGCGGCCUCCGACCAGCUGCCCAACGGCCUGGAGGAGGCCGAGAAACUCAUCAACAAGCACGCCGCCCUCAAGGAGGAGAUCGGACGGUAUGAGGAAGACUACGAGCGUCUGCAGGCCAUGAACGAGCUGCUGGAGUCGGAGGAGGCGCCCCUCCCGCAGGCCGCCCUGCAGCAGUGGCUCCAGAAGCUGGACGUGGGCUGGAACAAACUCCUGGAGAUGUGGGAGAGCAGGAGGGAGGUUCUGGUGCAGGCUCACAUCUUCCAUCUGUUCCUGCGAGACGUCAAACAGGCCGAGUCCUUCCUGAACAACCAGGAGUCGGCCCUGGCUCACGUGGAGCUGCCCACCACGGUGGAGACGGUGGAGGCGGCCAUCAAGAAACACAAGGACUUCACCACCACCAUGGAGCUAAACCUGCACCGGAUCAAAGCCGUGAUCGAGGCGGGAGAGAGCCUGAUCAGCCAGAGCAACAUCUACUCGGACCGCAUCCGGGAGCGCAUCGACACGCUGGCCAGCAGGGGGAACCAGAACCGGGAGCUGGCCCAACAGUGGCUGGAAAAGCUGAACGACCAGUGGGAGCUCCAGAGGUUUCUGCAGGACUGCCACGAGUUGGGGGACUGGGUGUACGAGAAGAUGCUGAUGGCCAGAGACGGAAGCCGGGACGAGACCCAGAAGCUCCACAAGAAGUGGCUGAAGCACCAGGCCUUCAUGGCCGAGCUGGCCCAGAACAAGGAGUGGCUGGCCAAGAUAGAGAAGGAGGGCCAGCAGCUAAUCCAGGAGAAGCCGGAGCUCAGCCCGGUGGUGCGGAAGAAGCUGGAGGAGAUCCGGGAGUGCUGGCAGGACCUGGAGAGCACCACGCAGGCCAAGGCCCGCCAGCUCUUCGAAGCCAACAGGGCCGACCUGCUGGUGCAGAGCUACGAGAGCCUGGACCAGAGGCUGGGCCAGCUGGAGGGGCAGCUGGCCUACGUGGACCAGGGACAGGACCUCACCACCGUCAACAAGCAGCUCAAGAAACUGCACGGCAUGGAGACCCAGAUGGAGGAGUGGUAUAAGGAGGUGGGGCAGCUCCAGGUGCAGGCGUCCUCCAUCCCGCCGCAGACGCAGGUCCGGGAGACGGUGGCCGAGCGGCAGGCCGGCGUGGAGGCCCGCAUGGUGCGUCUGAUCGAGCCGCUGAAGGAGAGGCGGCGCAUCCUGCUGGCCUCCAAGGAGGUCCAUCAAGUCGGGCGAGAUCUGGAGGACGAGAUUUUGUGGGUCCAGGAGCGCCUCCCGCUGGCCACCUCUCAGGAGCACGGCUCCUCGCUGCAGGCCGUCCAGCAGCUCAUGAAGAAGAACCAGACGCUCCAGAGGGAGCUGCAGGGCCACCGGGGCCGCAUCGACGACGUGCUGGAGCGGGCCGGGAUCAUCGCCUCCAUCCGCAGCCCCGAGGCCGACUGCAUCCGGGCCGGCCACGACCAGCUGGCCCAUCUGUGGGCCCUCCUCUGGACGGAGACCGAGAGGAGGCAGCUGGUGCUGGACGCCAUGUACCAAGCCCAGCAGUACUACUUCGACACGGCCGAGGUGGAGGCCUGGCUGAGCGAGCAGGAGCUGCACAUGAUGAACGAGGAGAAGGGGAAGGACGAGCCGAGCACCCUGCAGCUGCUGAAGAAGCACCUGAUCCUGGAGCAGACCAUCGAGGACUACGCCGAGACCAUCGGCCUGCUGUCCCAGCAGUGCCGCCAGCUGCUGGAGAUGGGGCAUCCAGACUGCGAACAGAUCAGCAAGCGCCAGUCGCAGAUCGACCGGCUGUACGUGUCUCUGAAGGACCUGGUGGAGGAGAGGAAGAGCCGGCUGGAGCAGCAGUACUGGCUCUACCAGCUCAACAGGGAGGUGGACGAGCUGGAGCAGUGGAUCGCUCAGAGGGAAGUGGUGGCCAGCUCGCCCGAACUGGGCCAAGACUACGAGCACGUCACAGUCCUGCAGGAAAAGUUCACCGAGUUCGCAUCGGAGACAGGAAGCGUGGGUCAGGAACGGGUGACCGCCGUCAACCAGAUGGUGGACGAGCUCAUAGACUACGGCCACUCGGAGGCCGCCACCAUCGCCGAGUGGAAGGACGGCGUGAACGAGGCGUGGGCCGACCUGCUGGAGCUGAUGGAGACCCGAGCCCAGAUGCUGGCUGCCUCACACCAGCUGCACAAGUUCUUCUCCGACUGCCGAGAGGUUCUGGCCCAGAUCGAGGACAAACACCGGCGGCUGCCGGAGGUCCGGGCCCGGCAGAGCAGCACGGCCAACACCAGCUCGCUGCAGAGGCUGCUGCACAGCUUCGAGCAGGACAUCCAGCUGCUGGUGGCACAGGUGCGUCAGCUCCAGGAGAGCGCGGCCCAGUUGAGGACGGUCUACGCCGGCGAGAAGGCCGACGCCAUCGCCUGCCGCGAGCACGAGGUGAUGCAGUGCUGGAAGGAGCUGCUGAGCCACUGCGAGGAGUGCCGGGUGCAGAUCACCACCGAGACCGACAAGCUGAGAGACCCCGGGGAUAGGUCCGCCUCCUCACUGCCCCCUGGUGGCUGGCUGACCACGCACAGCUCAAAGCUCAUCCAGCUCUGGAUGAGCCCCACAGACGCCCGUGGAUGA
Menidia menidia (Atlantic silverside) is the source of this 10089-nucleotide messenger RNA. NCBI's taxonomy places the organism in Eukaryota, Metazoa, Chordata, Actinopteri, Atheriniformes, Atherinopsidae. The record is from the annotation of a GenBank genome assembly.